Molecule: messenger RNA, 1961 nt
Organism: Gossypium arboreum
Lineage: Eukaryota; Viridiplantae; Streptophyta; Magnoliopsida; Malvales; Malvaceae
Exons: 10
Coding region: 997-1725 (242 amino acids)
Molecular function (GO): hydrolase activity
Source: RefSeq, a predicted model, not a curated record
UCGUUUUCACCAAAUUCCAACCUUAAUUUUUGAAGCCCUGUUGUUCUUCAAGGAGUCGAAGUUGAUCCCUGAUUUCUUUUUCAAGGGACCAAAAGCAUGGAGAGUUAAUACAAGACUGUGCAUCUAGUAAUAGAUUUUCCAGUUCAAUGAGAUCACCAAAGACUUGUUUGUUCCAUUUUCUUAGAGAAAAACUUGUAGUUUUAAGUUUACAAAUCAAUUUAUAAGUUGAGGAUCCUUUAACAAUGGUAUUCCAAGCAGUUUCAGUUACUUCCCUACAUUGCGGGUGCAAGGCCCACUCCACAUAGCUCAAACCAAUAAGGUCUUGGUUGGUAGGGGAGCUUUCUAUUAGUUGAAACUACCAUAGGUCCAUGACCAGAAUGGAUGAUAGGUAGGUUAAGACUAAUCUAGUCUAUCGCAAAUUUUUUUUCAUGUAGUUUUGGUCGGCCAUAAAUGCAAGUAAGCCAAGUUUUGAAAGAGUGCUCCUCCAAGUAGAAAAACAUCAAAUUUUUGUUACUGGCAAUUACGCUGCAUUUAACAAUUGUCCGCCACAUAAUCAGGGUACCACCAUUACAAUUGGUGAUGAGCUCCAAACCUUUUUUUUCAACCAUUCUGUUUCUUUUUAUUUAUUUAUUUAUUUAUUUAAAAGAGAUUUUUUUAUUAUUUAAUUCCAGUUUUCAUGGAUUUAUUUAAACACUAAAAAUAAUAUGAAAACAUGUUAUAAUCCUUCAGUAACAUUUCAUCCAACAACUUCACCAAAAUUUUAGACAGAGAAAGUUUUGGCAUAUAUUGCUAAUUUGGCCACAAAUUUAUCGGAGCAAAAGAAAAUUGCCUUUGGGUUUGGAGACAAAAAAAGUUAUCAUUAUUUUUUUCCGUUGGUGUCUAAAGCCUUUGCUAUUCGGAGUCUUCGAAUCCAAUCGACGUAUUAGUGGAAAAGGAUCAGUGCUCCUUCUAGUUCAAUAGGUGGGUUUGGCCACUGCUGCUUUUCGGUGGGAUACAAUGAGCUUCACAGGUCCUUCUAUUGGUUCUGGUGGUAGAAGGGAGGCACUUGAAUUUGGAAGAACUCAUGUGGUUAGGCCCAAAGGUAGGCACCAAGCAACCGUAGUUUGGUUACAUGGCCUUGGUGAUAAUGGUUCAAGCUGGUCCCAGCUUCUGGAGACCCUCCCUCUUCCGAAUAUUAAAUGGAUAUGCCCAACUGCUCCUACUCGACCAAUAACUUUAUUUGGUGGCUUUCCAACAACUGCUUGGUUCGAUGUGGGAGAACUUUCAGAAGAUGCUCCUGAUGAUGUAGAGGGUUUGGAGGCUGCUGCUGGACAUGUUGCAAAUUUGUUGUCAAUAGAGCCUGCUGACAUUAAACUUGGUAUUGGAGGGUUUAGUAUGGGUGCAGCAACCUCUCUAUACUUUGCAACCUGUUUUAUUCAUGGAAAAUAUGAAAAUGGCGAUCUGUAUCCUGCCAAUUUGAGUGCAGUUGUAGGUCUUAGUGGAUGGCUUCCAUGUUCAAAGAAUUUGAAAGCCAAAAUAGAAAGACAUGAUGAGGUUGCUAGACGCGUUGCAUCCUUGCCCAUUUUGCUAUGCGAUGGAAAAGGAGAUGAUGUGGUUCCAUAUAAAUUUGGUGAGAAAUCUGCUUUGGCACUGAGUUCAAAUGGAUUUGAGAACAUGACUUUCAAAUCUUACAAUGGGCUUGGUCACUAUACAAUCCCAGAGGAGAUGGAAGAGGUCUGCACUUGAUUAACAUCAAAAUGGGGCUUGACAGUCGAUGAGCUUAAGGAUAGAUGUGUUGCAUUUUUUAGGCGAAAUCGUGGUGGUUAUGGGUGUAAAAAAUAAUUUGCAUUACCUAGCUUGUAGUUCAAUAUUUUGCUUAAUUAUUGGUCAUGGAUGGAACAAGACAAAAUUAUUAGCUCCUUUGCUCAUUAACUUUUGUAGUUUGGAUUUAUUAUUAAACGGAAUGUUAUCUAUAACAUAAA